Messenger RNA from Aplysia californica (California sea hare), 951 nucleotides. Its product is annotated as myophilin. Lineage: Eukaryota; Metazoa; Mollusca; Gastropoda; Aplysiida; Aplysiidae. The record is from RefSeq and is a predicted model, not a curated record.
AGGCCGAGUCCCGCCCCAGUUACACCGGUAGCCGAAUGUGGCCGAAGAAGUCCGAAGCGAACCGAAGAACUUUCACGGAGGAGCAACUGCGCAUGGGCGAGAGCGUGAUCAACUUGCAGAUGGGGACCAACAAGUUUGCUAACCAGGCAGGAAUGAACUUUGGCAAGAAAAGGAUGAUCACAAAGGACUGAUAGCAUUUAGGAAAAUUUAAGCAAUUUCAACGGAGGGUACUCAAGAAAACGCUAUGGAUUACAGCAGCCCUGACCAGAAUUUUUAAUUCUUUUUUUUAAAUACAGUAACUUUUUAAAAGACUCAAAAAGUAGCUUCUUCUUUUCCUAGGGAUUGGAGAACAAACGAAAAAGAAAAUAUGCCUACCUAAAGAAUAAUGGUAAUGUCUGGCAUGCAAGAAGAGGACAAAACCUCGUUGUGAAAAAGUUACUUCUGUCAACCAAAGCUAAGGACAGCGUAACAUGGCUUUGAUAAAUCUGUGUAGCAAAUAUACGAUAAAGUCAAAGUUGAUUACUUUUUUAAAAUAAAAAUUAUUAUGAUGAAAGUAUAAAAAAAGGGCCGUAGCUUUUUCUUGAGAACCCUUAUAUAUCGCUUUAGGUAUUACUACUUUAUCGUAUCAAGCAUGUAUGUUCCAACGAGUUAAAUUCUGCACUUAUCAGAGACGUCUUUGAUAUUUUGUGAAUGAGAUUUAAAUAUCAAACAAUUGGUUGUACAUUAGGGGAUUUAAGCUGAUCAUAGGACACAACUUUCUAUAUCUAACCCAAAAUGUUACCUCUUAGAGAGUAAAGGGUCGUUUAUCUGCGGUCCUUUACCUCAUAAAGGCAAUUUACAAACUUUCUCAUUGAUCGUUUAUAUGUGCAGCAGUCUUUUUCUACGUUUGAGGAACUGAAAAAAUACCUCAUGCAUUAACCAAGUAAAACACGGAAUAUUAUUAGAAGCAAA